Arxiozyma heterogenica is the source of this 969-nucleotide messenger RNA. It is a transcript of the gene DET1, whose product is annotated as acid phosphatase DET1. The transcript has a single exon. Lineage: Eukaryota; Fungi; Ascomycota; Saccharomycetes; Saccharomycetales; Saccharomycetaceae. The coding region runs from base 1 to 969 and encodes 322 amino acids. Gene Ontology annotation, molecular function: phosphatase activity. The record is from RefSeq and is a predicted model, not a curated record.
AUGUCUAAAGAAGAAAUUAACAGCACGGCAACUCCAAGAAGUAGGCAUAAACCAAGAUUAGUAAUAUUGAUUAGGCAUGGAGAAAGUGAAUCUAAUAUUAACAAGUUAGUAAAUGAAUAUCUUCCAAAUCAUGCGAUUCCAUUAACAGAAAAGGGUUGGAAGCAGGCACAUAAUGCAGGUGUUCAAUUACUAAGGUUGCUGAAUGUUGAUGAUGAAAAAAUAGUAGAUGAGCUAGCUAGUAAGUAUGAAAUUAAAGACGAAAAUAUAUGUAAAAGCUUACCAUUGGAAGGUUAUAAACCCUUAAAUAAAGAAAAAGACUAUAAUAUUGUUUUUUAUACUUCUCCGUAUAGAAGGACUAGAGAAACUUUAAAGGGGAUUUUAAAUGUUGUUGAUGAGUACAAUCUAAAAUAUAGCAAUGUAAGGAGUUGUCCUGAUGGUUCCUAUCAACCAACAGGGAAGCAGAAAUAUGCUGUUUGGCCUAUUGGCUCUGAGACAAGCGGUGAAUAUACAAAUAGUGAAACCACACAUAAUUUGUCUGAAAAAUAUCCAACAAAAAAUUAUAUCAAAUAUAGAGUAAAGGAUGAACCCAGGUUGAGAGAACAAGAUUUUGGUAAUUUCCAAGAAAUAAAUAGUAUGAAGGACGUUCUCGAAAAGAGGAAAAUAUAUGGACAUUUCUUUUUCAGAUUUCCACAAGGUGAAAGUGCAGCAGAUGUCUAUGAUCGUGUAGCUAGUUUCCAGGAAACAUUAUUUAGACACUUUGAAGAAAGACGUUCUAAAAGAAUAAGAGAUGCCAUUGUCCUUGUUACUCAUGGUAUUUAUUCCCGUGUUUUUCUUAUGAAAUGGUUCCGGUGGACCUAUGAAGAAUUUGAAUCUUUCACGAAUGUGCCAAAUGGUUGCGUCAUAGUUAUGGAGCUAGAUGAAAUUACUGAUCGUUAUAUAUUAAGAACAAGGCUUCCUAAAUGGGAUUAA